AAUAACCAUUUCCCCGUUUAACCCUAUCAUUCUGCUUUUCAUUUGCGUACACUUUCUCUAAAACAUCAUUACAUCACAGAUAUGGCUUCGCGGAGGCUCUUAGCCUCGUUACUCCGCUCCUCCGCCUCCCGUAGCUCUAUAUCAAGAGCUUGGAACUCCGCCCCAAAACCCAAGCACCGGCCAUCUCCAGUCGGCUACUUCCUCCACCGCGUCGUAGGGUACUCCACCUCUGUGGCCUCCUCUUCUCCAAGCCCUCCUAAAGCUCCCGGUGGAGGUCCCAGUGGGAAGAUCACAGAUGAAUUUACCGGGAAAGGCGCCGUCGGAAAGGUGUGCCAGGUUAUCGGUGCCGUAGUUGAUGUGAGGUUUGAUGAGGGUUUGCCUCCGAUUUUAACGGCCUUGGAGGUAUUGGACAAUCAGAUCAGGCUUGUUUUGGAGGUUGCCCAGCACUUGGGUGAGAAUGUGGUCAGGUGUAUUGCUAUGGAUGGUACUGAAGGUCUUGUCAGAGGCCAGCGCGUGCUCAAUACUGGCUCCCCAAUCACCGUGCCUGUGGGCAGAGCAACCCUCGGCCGCAUUAUGAAUGUCAUUGGAGAGCCUAUUGAUGAGAAAGGCGAUAUGAAAACCGAUCACUAUUUACCAAUUCAUCGUGAAGCUCCAGCCUUUGUGGAGCAAGCAACUGAACAGCAAAUUCUUGUCACUGGUAUCAAGGUCGUAGACCUUCUUGCACCAUACCAAAGAGGAGGAAAGAUUGGGUUAUUUGGUGGUGCUGGUGUAGGAAAGACUGUACUUAUCAUGGAGCUGAUUAACAAUGUUGCAAAAGCUCAUGGUGGUUUCUCUGUCUUUGCUGGUGUAGGAGAACGAACUCGAGAGGGUAAUGAUUUGUACAGAGAAAUGAUUGAGAGCGGUGUCAUUAAGCUAGGUGAUAAGCAGGCUGAUAGCAAAUGUGCUCUAGUCUAUGGUCAAAUGAAUGAGCCCCCAGGUGCUCGUGCCNAUGUGAGAUAACCUCACU
Olea europaea var. sylvestris is the source of this 1006-nucleotide messenger RNA. Its product is annotated as ATP synthase subunit beta, mitochondrial-like. Bases 82 to 999 code for a protein of 305 amino acids. Gene Ontology annotation, molecular function: ATP hydrolysis activity; ATP binding. The transcript has 6 exons. The record is from RefSeq and is a predicted model, not a curated record. NCBI's taxonomy places the organism in Eukaryota, Viridiplantae, Streptophyta, Magnoliopsida, Lamiales, Oleaceae. Gene Ontology annotation, biological process: proton transmembrane transport; proton motive force-driven mitochondrial ATP synthesis.